Messenger RNA from Musca vetustissima, 1098 nucleotides. Its product is annotated as general transcriptional corepressor trfA. Lineage: Eukaryota; Metazoa; Arthropoda; Insecta; Diptera; Muscidae. Bases 1 to 1098 code for a protein of 365 amino acids. The transcript has 4 exons. The record is from RefSeq and is a predicted model, not a curated record.
AUGGAUUACAGAAGCCAACAAAAUCAAAGUUCACACAACACAUCCAGUCCGACACACAGCAACAACAGCAGCAAAAAACUCGAUAUAAAACUGGAGGACGAAGACAAAAACAACAACAAGAAUUCGAAACCUAAUGAAACACUUGAUAGUAUGCCAAUUGAAAAUAUCAUUUUCGAUUUUUCUCCAAGUAAAAAAACUGAGGAACCAACCACUACAUCCUCAACGGCUGCGUCAUCCUCACAAAACAAAUUGAAAGGAAAACAAUUGGAAUUCCAUGACAAUACCAUUGAUAUAAUGCCACCUCAUAACGAUGAUGAUCAAACAACAAUGAUGAUAAGUGGCAAAUCGGCUGAUAGUUCCAGUGUGGUUAUACUGACCCCAGCCACACAAGAUAUUAUCUUUCUGGAUGAUACGAGUAAUGAGUUUAGUGAUAUUAAUACCAUGGAUCUGCUGGCAGAUGUACAAAAACAAGAAACAGAAUAUUUGGAAAAUCUCAAGAGAUAUGAAAGUAAAAGCAUUGAAAAACAGCUAAGACAGGAGGUCAAACAACAACCCCUAAAAUCCAAAGAAGAGAAAAAACACAACUUCAUCAAACCCGCUGCUUUGAUAAAAAAGGAAAAAGAAUCUCAAAAUUUAAUGGAAACUAAAAUGAAAACUGUAUUGGAAAAUGAUUUAAAGGCUUGCAGUUCUUCCUAUUCUUCUUCGAAAAAACCAAUAUGCCAAAAUCCCCUACUGGCUAAUGACGAUGAUGAGGAGGAAUACGAAGAAGAAGAGGAGGAUGCCAUGCCCAAACCCAUUAUUGUCAAACGGGAACCCUUGGAGAAAAAUGUAAUGCAUAAUAAAAAAUUAAGCCUAAAGGAGAGAUUUAAUAUAGACUGUGAAGAAUGUGAAAAGCUUUUACGUCUUUUGCCAAAUACAUUAAGUGAUCGUGAAAUCGAAAUGCAUUUACAAAAAUGUAAAUUUCAUAAUCGUCAAGAUUUUAUGCGUCAAAAUACCCCCGAAAAUUUCUGGAAUCCUUUUAUUCUGUCAUUCGAUGAAAACGAUCCCAGAAACGAAAUAUUAAUCGAUACACGUUUUAAGGAUAAGAAGGGACACUGA